Arabidopsis arenosa is the source of this 1185-nucleotide messenger RNA. Lineage: Eukaryota; Viridiplantae; Streptophyta; Magnoliopsida; Brassicales; Brassicaceae. The record is from the annotation of a GenBank genome assembly.
AGAGAAGAAGAAGAAGAAGAGAUCAGCUGAGCAAUGGCCACCGCGAUACCUCUCUUCGCUUCUUUCAAGUACGCCGAUAGUCUCACCGUCGUCGGAAUCUCCUUCUGCACGGCGUUGGUCUGCGAAGCAAUCUCAUGGAUCCUAAUCUACCGCACGAGCUCUUACAAAUCCUUGAAAUCUUCCAUUGACAAAGCCUCAAAGAAGCUGGAGACGAUGAAGACUGAUAAUCCUUCCUCGAAGCUAACAAACAAGAAAUCGAAGACGAAGAAGAUAGAUCGCGUUGAAUCUAGCUUAAAGGAAUCGAGCAGAGAUCUGUCGCUCUUCAAGUUUAAAUCUGGUGCCGUUGUUGCUUUGGUUCUCUUUGUUGUGUUUGGGUUGUUGAAUUCGCUUUUCGAAGGGAAAGUUGUAGCGAAGCUUCCGUUUCAUCCGAUUACGAUUGUGAGGAAGAUGAGUCAUAGAGGAUUGAAAGGAGAUGAUUCCACUGAUUGUUCCAUGGCUUUUCUUUAUCUGCUCUGUUCUAUCAGUAUUAGGACUAAUCUGCAGAAGUUUUUGGGUUUCUCUCCGCCUAGAGGAGCUGCUGGUGCUGGUGGUUUGUUCCCAAUGCCCGAUCCAAAGACGAAUUGAUCUGAUGAAUUGAAUUCUCUGAGCUCUCGUUGUUACUCUGAAAUUUUCAUGGUUAGCUCAAUGUUGAUCUAGUGGUGUUGUUUCAGUUCAAUUUGAUGAGAAACACUUUCAAAGUUUCGAUUUGUUAAGUUUUUUUUUUGUAGUAUGUGGUUUUGAUUUGGAUUCGUUUUCAAAGGUCCUGCAUUUGCUGUUGUCUUUAAUUCUGACUACAAAUUCAGUCUUGAUCUUUGUGUGUUCAACUCAUUUUCAUAUGCAUUGACAUCUUUCUGAUCAUUUUCUACAUCAAAGGCUUGAGUUUUCAUUCGUAUGGAUUCUUUGGAUAUUGAAAUGAGAGGUUAAUCAAAGAUGUAAGUAACUUGGAUAGUGUAAUGGGUAAUAUACAGAGAGGCUCAGGUCAUGUCCUUAGCAAUGUUAGGAAUUGAAUGUUUGCAACAUAGAACUAAAUGCUGGAAAGAUGCCAUAAUCAAAAGAUUUGCAGGGUUCCUUCAGCUAAGCUUCAUGUUGAACUUGGUUAGCCUUUUGGUGUAUAUUGAUUAUAGAACAUAAAGAUGUGUUUAGCAA